GAUUUGCAAAACAAAAUAAAACAAAGUCCCCCACCACUCCCCUCCUCAAACAUAUCUCUUCCAAACACUUCUAAGCUUUCUUCGCGGGAGACAGGGCAUGCUUCUCUAUUAACACCCGCCCAUGGGAAUUGACGGUGCCACUGUUGUUAAUGGUUUCCGCGGCAGACCCUGCGGUUUCUGCAAGGCUGACCCUGCCGCCGUCUAUUGCCGACCUGACUCUGCUUUUCUCUGUCUCUCCUGCGACGCCAAAAUUCACUGCGCCAACAAACUCGCUUCUCGCCAUGACCGCGUCUGGAUGUGCGAGGUUUGUGAACAAGCUCCUGCUGUGGUCACGUGCAAAGCUGAUGCUGCGGCUCUUUGUGUCACUUGCGAUGCCGAUAUUCACUCUGCUAACCCACUGGCCAGCCGCCACGAGCGUGUCCCCGUCGAGCCUUUUUUCGACACCGCCGAAUCAGUCGUUAAGUCCUCUUCUGUUUUGAAUUUUCUAGUCCCUGAUGAAACUAAUGUCUGCGACGGUGUCCAUCACCAUGAGGAGGUGGAGGUUGCUUCCUGGCUUUUAUCCAACCCGUCUUUCAACUCUAAGCUCGUCCACGGCCCUGAAAUCAAAACCCAGCUUGGAGGUGAUCAUUUGUUCUUCACUGAAAUGGAUUCUUUUAUUGAUUUUGAAUACCCCAAUUCAGUCAACGAUGAUCACAACGAUAUUAAAGACAGCAUCGUCCCUGUCCAGACGAAGCCAGACCCAACGCCAGUUAUUAACCAUACCCACUCCCCUGAAAAUUGCUAUGACAUUGAGUUUUGUAGAUCCAAGCUCAAUUCAUUCGGAUAUCAACCUCAAUCACUGAGCCACAGUGUUUCCUCUUCCUCCUUAGAUGUCGGAGUUGUUCCACAAGCAAUUUCGAUGUCUGAGACAUCGUACCCAAUGGGAGGACAAACUGGGGAUUCGGGGCUCCCGUUGUCAGGAUCCGGAAACCAAGCGACACAAUUGUGUGGAAUGGAUCGAGAAGCGAGAGUGUUGAGGUACAGAGAGAAGAGGAAGAACCGGAAAUUCGAGAAGACAGUCCGAUACGCAUCAAGAAAAGCUUAUGCAGAAACCCGACCCAGGAUCAAAGGACGGUUCGCGAAACGAACGGAUAUGCUAUCAGAGGUUGAUGAAAUGUAUGGCUCAGCUGCUUCACAUGUGCUCCUUACGGACGCUCAAUACGGACUCGUACCAACGUUUUGUCCAUAACUUGGCUGAAUCCAAUGCUUCAUAGAUUAAAAUUCUUAUUAUGCACCUUUAAUAAAUUAACGGUAGAUUUAUGUGUUGAAUGAUGUUAAAAAAAAAAAAAAAUGUGUUUGAUGAAGAGACAGAGUAUUAGCCAUUGAUUUGCAGGAGCAUGGAUAUGUUCAGAGGUGGAGGUUCGUUUACGGUAUCACAAGUUGCUUUGUUUCUUUUUCACCCUCAUUUCUUUGCAAAUAUAACUGAUUUGCCCUUUUCUCUCGCUUCAAAA
Cucumis sativus (cucumber) is the source of this 1490-nucleotide messenger RNA. RefSeq names its product zinc finger protein CONSTANS-LIKE 5-like. The record is from RefSeq and is a predicted model, not a curated record. The transcript is spliced from 2 exons. Bases 122 to 1228 code for a protein of 368 amino acids. Gene Ontology annotation, biological process: regulation of flower development; regulation of photoperiodism, flowering. Gene Ontology annotation, cellular component: nucleus. Gene Ontology annotation, molecular function: protein binding; zinc ion binding. Lineage: Eukaryota; Viridiplantae; Streptophyta; Magnoliopsida; Cucurbitales; Cucurbitaceae.